AUGUCGCGCGUGCGCAAAGGCAAAGGAGCUGGCGACAACUAUGAAGACCCAGUACUCAUCGAAUCGACUCAGUCAGAGCGCUCCAGCAGGUCGCCGUCGCUAGGCGUGUUACAUGGCCUAACCGAAUUGGCAAAGAAGAAGAAGGCCAGGGACACGGUCCUGCCUUUCAGACGCGACCUGCCCCCAGUCGCUGGCCCCAGCCGCUCACGUUCCAAGCCCCAGUUUGAAGAAACAUUGGUCAACGGCAUCGACUACACCAAGAAGGAACGUCGACGACACCGAAACCGCAGUCCAGGUGCCUCCCAGACCACCUUGACGCAGGUGUUCAAGCAAGAGCCAGAACCAAAGGUGCGCCCUUCCUCAAGCUCGAGGCCGGUGGCGAGGACGAGCUCUGGCGCUUCCGAAUCGCGACUGGCCUCCCGAAAGCGCGAUGUUUCGAGGACGAUGUCUACGGCGUCAAACCUCACGCGCAAGACAUCCUCCUCCACCAGUGUGGCCACCACCGCUACCGCUCGCCUUUCAUCCAAAGGGUCGUUCGAGAACCCAAUCUCGUUGCUGUCAUCCGACGACGAGCCGUCUCUUGCCAGGCGCGCAUCACAGUCUUCCUCGUCGUCGCGACGACGACGCCCCACGCAGACAGAUCCCCGCGUUCCAGGCUUCCCUACACGCCAACUUGAGCGGACCCACUCUCAAUCGUCCAUUGUCUCCUCACGAUCCCAACACCGCGUUCCAUCCCGCAAUCCGUCUCCAGCGAAGAAGGUUGAAGCCAUGCUCAAGAACACCCCGGAACCGAAGCGCAGUCGCUCACAAUUCCGCUACGCUUCGAUCGAGGACGAUAUCGACUUGCAGCUAGGGUCACAAGAGGCGUGGGAGUCGGCGCGUGUUCUAGUCCCCGAGACGCUCGGACCGACACCAAAACGCGCUCCACCAACCAGGCAAGGACAGUCCAGCAACCACGUCCUCGUGGCCGAGACCAUGUCGCCUGCCAAGGCCAAGUCCUCUAAGCCCUCACAACAGUCGCUCGACUACGCCACCAUGAACUUUUCGGCAACUGAUACGGAGGACGAAGACUCCUUUGGUGGCAACAUGAUUGAGCGGCUUCAAGCUCGGCGCAAAAAAGACCUGGCUAAGGCUUCUGGAGACCGCCAAGAAAGGCGGCUUAUCGACACUGUCCAGGAGGAGAGCCAGGUCCCGGACUCGGUUGUUGGCUCACCAUCACCAGAGCCAGCGGCUGAUGAUAUUGCUCGUGACACACCUGAGCCUGAUGGACUCGCCACCCCCCGGCCACUCUUGCCCAACUCUUUACCCUUAGACACUCCCCCUCGCCAAAAGCCCAACCCCAACGUAGUGGGUCCCACCACGCCAAAGGGGUUUGCUAUGCUUGGCCUCGUACGUUCCCCGACUCCAGCUGGGUCUCCCAAGUCGCCAUUCAAGCAACUCAAGUUAUCUCCAGUCAACUCUGCUCACCGACUUCCACCCAUGGGCGCGACUGCCAAGCGCCGUCGUCUUGAAUUUGUCGCCGAUGAUGAUGAGAGCUACCGUCCCAGUCCGACCACCAAGCUCGGCCGCAGUCUCGCCGUCAAGGCCGCGCCCAAGUCGACGGCCAAGCCGGUCACUGUCCCAGAGGUGGUGGAGCCGGAGCCCGCCAGGCGCCCUCGCCGCGUGCAGUCUGCGCCUGGCAAAUACACUCUUCCACCAGUCGACACACCCAUCCAUCAGUGGCCCACCACGAAGGGCACUGUAGAUUCUCCCAGCGGCCGCAGGAAACGCAAAUCAAACGUGUCUGAUGGCGGUCCUGGACCAAGCAAGCUCAGAGAGUCGACCACUACGGCUAAGCGAGCCAAGGUGGUUGAACCCCCCAAGCCACCACCAGUCUCAGCCAGGGCGGCGAGACACUCGAGGAGAGCCGUUAAUCAAGAGCCCCAAGUGCCACCCACACCCGACAGGACCUCCGACGACGAAGACGCGCCCCGUACACCGCCUCGCCCUUCGCGUUCUAUGUCUAGCGAGUUGACGCCCCUUCCCCCGACUCAGAUGCCCCGGCGCCUCAGCCCAACGCCCCUGUCGUCUGAACCGGAGGAGCAGGAAGAGCAAGAGGAGGCGGAAGAGACAGAUAUUCCCCAGCCUGAAGUUGAGGAGCCUGAACCCGAACCUCUGGAGCCUGAUCUUUUGGACGAGUAUGCCGACUUUCUCAAUUCUCCUGCGGCUUCUCAAUCUGUCGGCCUGCGCCCAAGCCAGCAGACUCCCUCGAAGCGCUCGCGUUACAGCGCCUCGCCUGCUGUCGGCCGCGCAUCGCUCUCGCCGACCCCCCCUUCUCAGUCGCAAUCGAAGACGCCGACCGGAUCGCAGGCCAAGCUAGCGCCCGUCACCGAGAGACAAGAGCAACAGAACCUCGCCGCCCGUAUUCUUGCCGACCGGGCGGAAGAAGACCGUCUGGCCAAAGCCAAGGAGGAAGAGGAGGAGCUCAUUCGCAAGGCCCGCGAUGAGCGUCUGCGCGACCUCAACCAACGUUGUGGCCUUCCCGAGGACGACAGUGAUGAUGAUGACGACGACGACGACGGGUUCAAACUCAACCUGUCGCAGGCCCUCCGGGACGCACGGGCUGCGGACGGUGAUUCGUCUGUCCGCAAGUCGCGCCGCCUUCGCGAAGCGGCUAGCAACCUCGCGAGCGAUGCCGAGUCACAGCCUCGUGCCACACCCGCGCCCAAAAAGGACUAUGGCUUCAGCCGUCUGAUGCGCAAGCACGACAGCGAGGUCGCGCGCGGUGUGAGCUGUAGGGAUCUCGAGCGCAUCAUGAGCGAGUCGCGUGUCCCGAGCCCCGAGAAAGGAAUGAGCGCCGACAACUCGUGGGAGCACGAGGAGGGUCUGGACUCGGACCAGGACGGUGACGGUGACGGUGACGUCGAUGAGCUGCUGGCUCUCAAGGGCGUGGACGACGAGGUCAAGCAGCAAGUCAUGGGCAUGCGUGCUGAGCGCGAGGCCGCCGAGGAACACAAACGCGACCUGACCACGCGCGUUUUGACGUUCUGGACCAACGAGAACCCCGAGCUGGACGCGAUGGACACUGCUGCGUUCCCACAAGUCGAGGACCCGAUCGCCCAAGACUUUGCUGGCACUACAGACACCGACGAACUUUGUGCACUGUUUUCGUGUGGUAUCAUGGACAAUAUCGAGGACGAGGAUACGCCGCUCAUGGCCAGCUGGCUCUUUGACCUUGCGUUCUCGGCCGACGAGAACCUUGCCUUGAUUGCCAGCACCCAGCUUCUCGAUCUUCUGUCCCAUGAGGGUGGGACGCAUCCAUUCAACGAUUCGCGCCAGCUCUGCGACCUUGUCGUUGGCGUGUGGGCCAAGCUUGGUGCCAAGCCCGAGGUCGUUGGAGAGGAAAACGACCACCCCGAGGUCCGUGUUGCACGCGACCGCCAGUCCGCCAGCGUUCUCAUCUGCCAGAUCGUAUGGGCAGCAGUUAGUUCCUCACUCCUCUUGGCGCCCGAGUGUGAGACACUGUUGUGUCACCUCUCGCUCCUUGCCGUCGACCCUUCCACCACCCCGGCCCUGUCCCGCUCCAUCGUCGAGGCCGUCGACGCGCUAGUCACCGCGGCUGUGGAGGUUGUGGAUGUCAUCAACGUCGCCGUUGAGAUGGCCGACAAGCUCUCCCAUCUCCCACUCAACCUCCUGGCCAAGGCCAUCCUCGCUCUUGGCCAAGGCACAUCCUCGACGCGCGAGCUCGUCCGCUGGCUAGCCAUGGCCCUGCUCGUCCCCGGAUCCCUCGACUCGAUCGGCGACGACGACCACGUUCCCUCCAUCGCGCACCUCACCAUCGGCCUCGACAGAGUCAUCAGGGACCUCUCGACUCCCGACCCGAACAACGACUACAUCGACCUGUCGUACAUGCUCACCCUGUGGGUCGCGGCCGCCUCGGACAUUCCAACGCUCCUCGGCGACGCCGACUCGUCCUCGGGCAAGCAGCUGCGCACCUUGGCCAGCAACCUGAUGCACGCGCGCAACAAGAUCAAGGACACGUCGGCGGGCGCCCAGGCCGGCAGUCUCAAGUCGCGCCUCCACAUCGCCAGCAACGUGCUGCAUCUGCAGCAGCGGUUGGCGGAAAGCAAGGCCAAGGCGGCGCGUCUGUCGGGUCGCGGCCUCGAACAAGGCCAAGGCGGCCAGACGAGACUGAGCCUCGGUGGUGCCAAGGAGUAG
Apiotrichum porosum is the source of this 4197-nucleotide messenger RNA. RefSeq lists its product as uncharacterized. Bases 1 to 4197 code for a protein of 1398 amino acids. The transcript is spliced from 5 exons. The record is from RefSeq and is a predicted model, not a curated record. NCBI's taxonomy places the organism in Eukaryota, Fungi, Basidiomycota, Tremellomycetes, Trichosporonales, Trichosporonaceae.